AUGGGCGUUGGGGGGUUGGGGCGUAUACAUGCCUGCAGCCGUAGGUUUCUAUGUGAGCGCACAGCCGAUGGUGGUUCUUUGUACGAUUUUCUAUCUAUCUAUCUAUCUAUCUAUCUAUCUAUCUAUCUCAGUUUCUUCAUUAUCUAUCUAUUUCAGUUAAUAUCUAUCUAUCUCUCUAUCUAUCUAUCUAUCAAUCUAUCUAUCUAUGUCAGUCUGUUCAUUAUCUAUCCAUCUAUUCAUUAUCUGUCUAUCUCUCUGUGUCAGUUAAUAUCUAUCUAUCUAUCUAUCUAUCUAUCUAUCUAUCUAUCUAUCUAUCUAUCUAUCUCAGUCACUUCAUUAUCUAUCUAUAUAUCUUUCUCAAUGUGUUCACAUCUAUCUAUCUAUCUAUCUAUCUAUCUAUCUAUCUAUCUAUCUAUCUCAGUUAAUAUCUAUCUAUCUAUCUAUCGAUCUCAGUCUGUUCAUUAUCUAUCCAUCUAUUCAUCUAUAGUGUCAGUUAAAAUCUAUCUAUCUAUCUAUCUAUCUAUCUAUCUAUCUAUCUAUCUAUCUCUUGAUCCAUCUAUCUAUCUAUCUAUCUAUCUAUCUAUCUAUCUAUCUAUCUAUCUAUCUCUUGACCAAUCUAUCUAUCUAUCUAUCUAUCUAUCUAUCUAUCUAUCUAUCUAUCUAUCUCAGUCUCUUCAUUAUCUAUCUAUCUAUCUUUCUCAAUGUGUUCACAUCUAUCUAUCUAUCUAUCUAUCUAUCUAUCUAUCUAUCUCAGUCUGUUAUUAUCUAUCCAUCUAUUCAUCUAUAGUAUCUAGUUAUCUAUCUAUCUCACUAUCAGUUGACCAAUCCAUCUAUCUAUCUAUCUAUCUAUCUAUCUAUCUAUCUCAGUCUAUUCAAUUAUCUAUCCAUCUAUUCAUCCAUCUGUCUAUCUAUCUAUCUAUCUAUCUAUCUAUCUAUCUAUCUAUCUCAAUGAGCUAUCUCAGUGACCAAUCCAUCUAUCUAUCUAUCUAUCUAUCUAUCUAUCUAUCUAUCUAUCUCAGUCUCUUCAUUAUCUAUCCAUCUAUCUUUCUCAAUGUAUUCACCACAUCUAUCUAUCUAUCUAUCUAUCUAUCUAUCUAUCUAUCUAUCUAUCAACACUGCUUAACAUUUGGAAUGAUUCUCUGA
Acanthosepion pharaonis is the source of this 1143-nucleotide messenger RNA. Lineage: Eukaryota; Metazoa; Mollusca; Cephalopoda; Sepiida; Sepiidae. The record is from the annotation of a GenBank genome assembly.